Messenger RNA from Blepharisma stoltei, 825 nucleotides. The record is from the annotation of a GenBank genome assembly. NCBI's taxonomy places the organism in Eukaryota, Ciliophora, Heterotrichea, Heterotrichida, Blepharismidae.
AUGAUAAGUGAGAAGUUUAUUAGGAAGGAAUCUUUAAAAACAAGAGGCACACAUAUCGGAGAAAAGCUAACAAAAAUCAGCAGUCCAAGGAAUAAGCCCGAAUUUCAAAGAAAAGCAGAGCCUAAACUGAUCCAAAGCCCAAGAACCUUAGUUAAGCAUAAUACUUUAAAGCAUCCAAGCAAACUAGAAGAAGCAAGCUCAAAAAGCCCAAGACUGCAAAAUGAAGAACCCAAACAAAAACUUGUUUUUAAAUCCAAUUCCCCUAUAUCAAGACAAAUCUUCAAAGAAAGCCCUGUAUCAUCUUUAAAAUGAGAAGCCAAAAAGCGAGCUAUAAUGUAUCAAGAGCUCUCAAAGCAUUUAGACCUAAAUUACCUUUUUAGCACCCAAGAAAAAAUAAAUAAAAAGACUGAUUUAAUUCGCCCAAGUACAUCAGAAAAAUACCUCAAAACAUUUUUGCUUGAUAGGCAUAAGUCUCCAAGAGGUAACGAUAAAUUUGACUCAGAAAGGGCGUAUGGAUUUAAUAACUCUCCAAGGAUAAUUCACAAAGCUUUUAAUAAAGGGAAUAUCAAGCCUGUUGUAAAUAGUAAAAAAUUUAAUGAGUUAAGAGCCCUAGUGAAAAAUUUCAAGAGUGAGCAUUCAAGUCCUGCGGACUCAUUAAAUGGGUCGUUUACGUAUAGAGUAAAAACAGACAGAAUAGAGAAAUUAUCGCCAUCAAGAAUAAAAAUGCAGAUAAAAAUACCGCAGGAUGGAAAAUUGGCAGCUGAAGAAAGUGUUGAGGAACAAACUCCUGUUUGUCCAUUUAGAAUUGCAAAGGAUGCAGAUUAG